AGGAUCAUGGUUUGCAACAUGGAAGCACUUAAACUUUGUUCAACAGCUUUGUGUGACAAUUACAUCAUACUUGCUAAAUUACCUGAUUGUAUUGUGCUUCUAGGUUGUUGCUGAAGAAACGUUUGCAACUACAUUUUUAACAGAUGCUACAUACAUCCCUCCCAAAAAGAGUGGCACGCUACGCUAGUGUUCAAAAUUUGUUCCAGAAAGAGUGUCAUUUCACCCUCUGGACUAGUUUGGUGGGAACCAGCUACCAAGAGUCAUUUUUUUGUAGGCACAUCAUCUUAUACUAGUAAAAUUAUUAAAGAUUUGUUGGAAAUGGAAAGAUGUACAUGUGCACAGCUGUUCCUUAUCUGGCAGUUCUAUCCCUUUCUCUUGUCGUGCCAGUCAACUAUCAUAUGCUCUGGUUGGGCUCUUUCACUAUGACCAAAUUCCAACAUUAAUUAGAGAAAGCCUUGUAGGAACACACUUGAUGAGGUUACAAUACGUGUGGAACGCUGUACCCUUCAUCCUGCUAUUUUCUGCGCUCCUCUUUAUUCCUGUCUCAACACAUAAAAUCUUCUCCAAAAAUAAACCUUUCAACUUCACUACACCAUCUGCUAGUGCUAGGUUGUUGCUUGAGAUCGGCCAAAGUUCAGGACUUGUUCAGGACAAGGUGAAAGUUGGACAAAAUUUGGAAGAGGACACCCAAAGCAUUAUCAACAUGACUAUGAAUAUGACGUCUGGGUGGUGCAUUGUGAAAGAAGAACUCACAUUUCCUGCUGGAGGUGCCCCUUUCAGAAGUUGCCAUGCUUCAACUAUUGUACAGAUUGAGGAACACAAUUUUUUGGUAGCAUAUUUUGGUGGAUCCAGCGAAGGUGCUCCAGAUGUUAAAAUCUGGUUACAGAGAUAUAGUGAUGGACACUGGCAUCCUCCAGUGGUCGCUGAUCAACAAGAUGGGGUGCCCAUGUGGAAUCCUGUUUUGUUUCAACUUCCCUCACGUGAGCUUCUUCUAUUCUACAAGAUUGGUCAAGAAGUUCAGAAGUGGAGCGGUGCCAUGAAAAGAUCGUUAGAUGGCGGUGUAACCUGGUCACAGAGAGAGCAGUUACCUCCUGGUAUCCUUGGUCCUAUUAAGAAUAAGCCUUUCUUGCUUGAAGAUGGGCGCCUACUGUGUGGAUCAUCAGUUGAAAGUUGGAAUUCUUGGGGUGCAUGGCUUGAGGUUACGAAAGAUGCCGGACGGACAUGGAGAAAGUAUGGCCCUAUAUGUAUAGAAGGUCAACCACUUGGGGUGAUUCAACCAGUUCCCUACCGGACUGACAAUGGGACUAUUCGAGUGUUGCUGCGAUCAUUUGAAACAAUCGGACGUGUCUGUAUGGCUGAUUCUGUUGAUGAAGGUGUGACAUGGAGUUAUGUCCAUGAGACUGAGCUUCCAAACCCAAAUUCUGGAAUUGAUGGAGUUAAGAUGAAGGAUGGAAGAGUACUGCUUGCCUACAACACCUUCUCCAGAGGAACGCUCAAAAUUGCAGUCUCCUCAAACGAUGGCGAUUCAUGGGAUGAAGUAAUGACGCUAGAGGAUACCAAAGGUAUGGAAUUUUCGUAUCCUGCAGUGAUCCAGUCUUUGGAUGAGCUCAUACAUAUUACCUACACAUACAAUCGGACACAGGUUAAGCAUGUUGUUCUUCAACCUAGUGCAAUGGUGAAGUUGUGAGCCUGCAACUGAUGAAUACCUCUGGGUGGCAACUUCAGGACUCUUCAAGUAUCAUGGUAAAAAAAUGUGUUUCUAAGAAGCAUCCAUGUAACCGGGUACCAAAAUUAUGAAACCUGUUAUGUACCCGGGAUAUGUCAAGCCACGCACUCCAGAUUGUGAAGAAAACUUUGAAGUAGAACAGGAAUCUGUCAUCCGCACGCUCUUUGUGAAUAAUUCAAGCUUCAGCUGAACUUGUUCCCGAGA
Sorghum bicolor (sorghum) is the source of this 1930-nucleotide messenger RNA. RefSeq lists its product as uncharacterized. Lineage: Eukaryota; Viridiplantae; Streptophyta; Magnoliopsida; Poales; Poaceae. The transcript has 10 exons. The record is from RefSeq and is a predicted model, not a curated record. Bases 473 to 1687 code for a protein of 404 amino acids.